Molecule: messenger RNA, 1641 nt
Organism: Sphenostylis stenocarpa
Lineage: Eukaryota; Viridiplantae; Streptophyta; Magnoliopsida; Fabales; Fabaceae
Source: the annotation of a GenBank genome assembly
AUGGAACAAAUAGCCCGUGAGGAAUCGUUAAAAAACGCUUCGGAUUUGGAGUGCGAGAAGGAUCUCGAAGGCGAUCAUAAAUCAAUCGCAUGCCCCACCCCUCAAAAGAACAAUGAACCCUUGACGAUCAAAUCCAGAGAGGGACAUACCAAUGUUCCUGAUAAUUACUCUAUGCUUGCAGAUUUGUUUGGUCACAUGAGUUGCUCACUCAGAUUGUUGCGACUGUGCAAAAAGACUCCAACUUUUGAAAAUGUUUACCGCCAGGUCGAAGUUCUGUCGAAGAGGGAAUUAUCCCAUGCACAUCUUGCGCAGAUGAAGUAUAUACUGCCUGAAGGUGUAUGUAUAGAUAAGGUGCUUGUUCAUGACAAAAAAAGCUUGUGCAUGGUGCCUGAUAUCUCGAUCACCUUGAGAUUCGAGAUUGUGAAAAAUUGCUGUGGUAAAUCUGCUGAUCUGUCUCUUCGGCGAUAUUUUAGAUCUAAGCUGUUUGAUUUUUUUUCCAUGCAUCCCGAGGUUUCUCAUAUUCCAGAAGCCCUGCUGCCAGGACCUUUUGGCAAGAAAACUUUUAUCUUGAAUUGUGAAAAUUCAGAUGCGAUAGAAUAUUCAGACCAGUCUCUGGAUUCAACGAAACUUGUGUCAGAUUCCAAUCAAAGCGAGACCUUGCAGGAGCAAUUCCAGUUGUAUCCGUCUUUUCGUAGGCAUUUCUCCGGGAAGAAUAUUGUAUACCAGGCAGAAAGGGAGCAGGGGCUUUCAUCCACAAAAACUUAUCCAUCAUCACAUGUGGAAAACGAAGAAAGUGAAAAGGGACUGCAGAAAGGAAGUGUACCAUUAUCUGAUCAAGUGGAUCACCAGAAGGAAUCUUUUUCUACGACUUUUCAAACUAAUGUUGUUAAUACACCGGUACAUAUGAUCCGUCCUUUACAUUCUGUUACUUGCAGUAAUUCUGAAACCCCAGAUAUGAAAAAUAUCUCCUGCACCGCUGAUAGUUUUAUGACCGAAACUCCUGCCCAGUUAGCACCUGCAAGAUUAUUGCCUGUUUCUGAUGUUAAGCUUCAGGACAUGCCUAUCCAAGUUUUAUCGGCGUGUCAUAAGCCAGCAAAAAGAGUGCUUGACUUUUCACUCAUGGAGGAUAAUAAUGGCUUGGGCAUUAGAGUACAGAAGUUUGAAUCUAUCAUAGCUCUGCGUGAAAGUGAUAGCUUUCCCGAAUCUAGUCGAGAAUGUGCGCAGUAUUGCUGCAAGUCUGUUAGUUCUGCCUUUGUACCUCAAGAGGCAGAAGGACGCCUUGGAUACUCUUUUGAGAAGAUCACCCAAAAGCAAGCUGGUUUAGAUACACUGAAUGAAAAAUCUUCACCGAUGCUGAAUCUGGUUAAUGUGAUUCACUCUAUAUUUCAAUCUGUCCAAAGAAUUCUAAUCACAAAAGAGGAGCUCCUGCAUAAGAUCCUUAUGAACAGUUUCGAUGUUGUUGAGAUUAGAGAAGUUGAAGAACAAAUUGAAUCUUUGGAAAAGUUGGUCCCAGACUGGAUCUGCAAGAAAUUGGUUCCUACAGGAGAUACUGUAUACUGCAUCAAUAAAAUGUCAGAUUUGGACUCAGUACGAUCAAGGGUUGCCCGCAACGAGACUGUUCGAGAGAAGGGCUUUUACUGA